This is a messenger RNA of Protopolystoma xenopodis, 474 nucleotides long. The record is from the annotation of a GenBank genome assembly. Lineage: Eukaryota; Metazoa; Platyhelminthes; Monogenea; Polystomatidea; Polystomatidae.
CUUGUAAAGGUGGAACUCAAAUUCAGUGAGCUGAAGAAGGAUCCUUUUGUUGCACAAUAUAUGCCCCCGGUAACAGGCUCUAUUUACUGGUGCCGGCUAAUUCUGAACACUGUGAAAGCCAGCAUUUUACGCUUCACCAACGCUCAGCCAGACAUUCUUGAGGAAGAGGAGGGGAAGCUAGUAAAGACUCGUUACGUUGCUCUCGCGCACGCGUUGCGUAACUACGAACGUUCACGUCACAACAUAUGGAUGAAUGAGGCCCAGAUAGCCACUACUCUUCGUUUGAGCCAGUCCAUCCUUCUCAAGUGUCAUCUGCAAAUACCAUUUAACCAGUAUUUUCGAACCAUUUCUGGUAUGAAUGUCCUAUCUCAGCUAUAUUAUCUCCUGGUUUUAGAACGCCAACCAGUUACAUUUAUUGAUGCUUCACCCUUAUCCACAAGAGUAGAGCCGGAAGUAGAAUUAAAGUACAACUAA